AUGGAGUAUAUCUCCGGUCUCAUAUGGAAAGAGGAAACAAAAGUUGUGAUAGGAAUUGACAUAGGAACAACUCAAAGUGCAGUUUCGUGUGGCCUACUUGAGCACGGUAUGGAUGUCAAGAAAGCUUUACAUAGUGUUUCAGAAUGGCCUGGACAGGCAACAAAGGGGUCCAAAAUUCCUACAGCUAUUUAUUACGAUAGUAGCUCAAAGCCGAUGGCUUUUGGGGCCGAAACUACGUUGUACGAAAACGAAGACAGAGCACUAGACGAAAAAUGGGAACUUGCCAAAGAAUUCAAGCUUAUCCUACACCCGGAUGAACUGAAAGUAGGAUCUAUUUCUAACAUCAAUGGCCUCCCCUAUGGUGUCUCUUUAGAGCAAGUUUACACCGACUUUUUAAAAUACUUAUUCAAACACACCGAGAAGUUCUUCAAGGACCGAAUUAUACAGGGAACACUACUAUGGUCUCGCUAUCGCAGCAAUAUGGAAUUUAUCAUCGCCCACCCAAAUGCAUGGGGCAGUAGAGAACAAGCAUUUCUUCGAAAGGUUGCCACACAGGCCGGACUGGUUAACUCUAACAAUGCUUCAAAGAACGUUCGUUUUGUAACUGAAGCCGAAGCUUCUGUUCAUUACUGUCUCUACUAUUCAAAUCUUCUGAAUCACCUGAAGAUUGGAACUAAUUUUGCGGUCUGUGACGCGGGUGGAUCCACGGUGGACACUACACUGUACUCUGUCACUGCGACAUCACCAAUGUUCAAGGUCGAGGAAAAGCGUGCUCCAGGGUGCGUGCAGGCAGGAGCCAUAUUUGUUGACCAAGCGGUCCGAGACCAUAUGGAGGCGACCUUCAGACGAGCCGAGGGAUUUAACAAAGAAAAGGAUAUGCAUAUGUACUGUAACAACGGGGUUAGGGACUUUGAAGCCCAUGUCAAACGAUUAUUCCGCAACGACGUUGAUGGGAAUAUUAAUUUCAGUGGGGGUUCGCCGUGGCCGUAUGACUUUACCAAAAGCGUUGGUGAAGUCUUUCUUUGA
Rhizoctonia solani is the source of this 1026-nucleotide messenger RNA. Its product is annotated as AIG1 domain-containing protein. NCBI's taxonomy places the organism in Eukaryota, Fungi, Basidiomycota, Agaricomycetes, Cantharellales, Ceratobasidiaceae. The record is from RefSeq and is a predicted model, not a curated record. Bases 1 to 1026 code for a protein of 341 amino acids. The transcript is spliced from 8 exons.